Dichomitus squalens LYAD-421 SS1 is the source of this 1245-nucleotide messenger RNA. RefSeq lists its product as uncharacterized. The coding region runs from base 1 to 1059 and encodes 352 amino acids. NCBI's taxonomy places the organism in Eukaryota, Fungi, Basidiomycota, Agaricomycetes, Polyporales, Polyporaceae. The transcript is spliced from 8 exons. The record is from RefSeq and is a predicted model, not a curated record.
AUGUCUGCCCUCCUCCUCAUCCCCCUCGUCGCCUCGAUUGCGAGCCGGAUCCCAGGAGCGGUUGCGCAGGGCACCAAUGCAGUCUGUAACUCGGGCUUCGAUUGGAUGACAAACUCGAAGGGCCAGAGUCCGUGUUUGGUUUCUUCCUAUCUCUUCACGCCCUGCUCUGCGCCAGCUGCGUCCUGGGUAUAUCCACUAUCGCCCGGAUUCCACUACAACACGCCCUUGGACGACCCGAGUAGCGCGACGCCCUGCCGUUGCAAUACCGUCUUGUUCUCGACCAUCGCUGCUUGUGCGACAUGCCAAGGCCAGGAGGAGUUCAUCGUGCCAUGGUCGACAUACCAACAGAAUUGCUCGACAGUAUACAUAGAGCAGUAUCCCGAGAACAUCCCUGUUGGCACGGCCGUCCCUGCAUGGGCGUACCUUGACAUCACGACAAAUAACACUUUCAACCCUGUACAAGCUGAAGCCGUCGCUGCGCAAAACGUUCCUGAGUCCACUGCGUCCGGCACUCCCUCAUCGACCUCGAACGGGGCCACUCUGACUGCGCCGCCCACUGAGACAUCGAGUUCCGACGGCGCACCCAACUCGGGCAGCAACAGCAACAGCGGAACCUCUUCGAAGAAGUCCAACGUCGGUCCCAUCGUCGGUGGCGUCGUUGGUGGGAUCGGCGGUCUCGCUCUGAUUGGCCUCGUCCUGUUCUUCAUCCUCCGUCACCGUCGCAACGCCAGGGAGAACCAGCCGACGGGCCCGAUCGACCUCACUGCGGGCGGAGACUACGGCCAGUACGCGCAGUACGGCAACACCUAUGGCGAGGCGCAAUACGCAGAGAAGUCGCCUGGCGCCGUCCCCGACUCGGCUCAGCCGCUGAUGUCGAACGCCAAGCUCUACGAUCCGAACGACCCGAGCACGUUCCCCACCGUAGAUCCCUACGCAACCUCUGCGCAUGCAUCGACCGGGUACCCCGCCACGGAGCACACUCUUAUCAAUAACGGUCCCAACCAGCCUAGCAUCAGCGCGAACCAGAACCCCACCUACCGCGGUGCGCCUGAACUCUAGGCCGGGAAGAUUUGGCUGCGCGCCUCCUAUGUUACGAAUGUCCACAGGCUGACGCUCCUGGUGCUGAGGUCAACUAAUGUAUCGCCGAUCUCUGUACAACCUGGCUCCCUAAAUCAGCCCCACAUCUAGCUGACCCUUAUUGGAUAUCCUACCCGGUAGCAUAGUAGAACCGUUAUGUCGCAUGAC